This is a messenger RNA of Rotaria sp. Silwood2, 432 nucleotides long. Lineage: Eukaryota; Metazoa; Rotifera; Eurotatoria; Philodinida; Philodinidae. The record is from the annotation of a GenBank genome assembly.
CGUGUGCUGGUUAUGAAUAAAGAAAAUAAAUUAAUUUAUGAAACUAUUGAGAGUUUUAUUCAUUUACAACGAAACGAUUUGUUUAGUUUUUUUAUUAAUUAAUAUAGCUAUUGAUGAUCAGAAAUAUUACAACGCCUUUAUUUAUAUUACCUAAUCAAUCAAUAUUGUUACCAAAUCAUACAGAAUUAAAAACUGCUAUCUUUUCUAAUCAACUACAUUCAAGUGAUCAUAUAAAAUAUGUUUAUAAAAUGAAAUUAUAUUAGCUAAAAUUCAAAAUAUUUAUUUAACAAUAGCGAAGAAGGUUAUUAUGCACCAUUAAUUCCAUCAUCUACAAUUAUAAUGGAUAUUGUUUUGGUAUCAAAUGAUGUAUCAGUUAACAAUCAUUAUGUACCUCAUACUAUUAUGAAAGCAUAUCGAUGGAAAAUUCAAUGA